Molecule: messenger RNA, 3214 nt
Organism: Neoarius graeffei (lesser salmon catfish)
Lineage: Eukaryota; Metazoa; Chordata; Actinopteri; Siluriformes; Ariidae
Product: solute carrier family 25 member 35-like
Exons: 5
Coding region: 360-1250 (296 amino acids)
Source: RefSeq, a predicted model, not a curated record
AUGUUACUGAGUGGGUGUUUAAUUCGCCUUUGCACUGGAACGAGUUGACGCUGCUGGGUGCUCAGUGCGCAGGUGAAAGACAACACACUGAGGUUUUAUAAUGAAUUCCAUCACUGCAUCCGCGGCUCCACAUCUUCACCCAGAUGAAUGACAGCAGUGACGUCAUGUGACGUUAUUUAGUCUCCCUAUUUCUGAGGCCUGCCUGCGGGUGUGUGCUCAUCUCGUGUGUGUUAGGAGGAACAGAAACAUCGGACACACACACACACAGAGUGAAACCAUGGACGCGCUUUUAACCGGUUUGUAUUUUAGAGUGAGUUUUUCCUGACAUUCAGAAGACAGUCUCCAUCCUCAUCCUCAUCAUGGACUUCAUCCUGAGCGGACUGGCCGCGUGCAGCGCAUGCUUGUUCACGAACCCACUGGAGGUGGUUAAAACCCGGAUGCAGCUUCAGGGUGAGCUGAAGAGCCGCGGUACGUACCGGGUUCAUUACCGGAACGUGUUCCACGCAUUCUACACCAUCGGGCGCGUGGAGGGGCUGUCCGCGCUGCAGAAAGGGCUGGUCCCCGCGCUGCUCUAUCAGUUCUUCAUGAAUGGGGUGAGACUCGGCUCAUAUGCCAUCAUGGAGUCCGCGGGCUACAUCCACACGAAGGGGCGCGUGAGCUCGGUGAAGAGCACCACGGCCGGUGCACUGUCCGGGGUUGUGGGAGCCUUCGUGGGCAGCCCCAUCUACCUGGUAAAAACACACCUGCAGAAUCAGUCGACAUCCUCCAUUGCUGUAGGACACCAGUACCAGCACCGGGGGAUGAUGCAUGCUCUGUUGGUGAUACACAGGCAGCAUGGCAUUAUGGGACUGUGGCGAGGGUCCGGUGCGGCGGUGCCGAGGGUCGGUGUGGGUUCUGCGGCUCAGCUGUCCACAUUCUCCGUCACUAAAGAGUUCAUCACUGAUCUGCAGAUAUUCCCAGCUGAUAGCUGGUUGGUGCCCCUCUUUGCUGGGAUGAUCAGCAGUGUGGCGGUUGUUUUGUGCAUGACUCCGUUUGAUGUCCUCAGCACACGACUCUAUAAUCAGCCUGUGGAUCACCUGGGAAAGGGUAAGCUGUAUCGAGGCUUCAUGGACUGUUUCUCUAAGACCUUGAGGAAGGAAGGUGUUUUUGGUCUGUACAAAGGUCUGGGCGCAUCCUAUUUCAGACUCGGACCGCACACUAUCCUCUCACUACUGUUCUGGAACCAGCUACGGACACUUAAGUACAGCUAACACACACAGGAAUGGGCUGCGUUUAAAGUGUCUCUUCAUGUUGGAGUCACAGUAAUGAUGAGAAAACGACUCAGAAGCUGGUCGUCUCUUCCAAUUUGGAGAUCGAGUGUGAUGGAAGAUGAAGUCUGGAUGGAUUUAACGUUUUAUUUCCCAAGGAGAGAAGUUCAUAAAUCUGAAUCCCUGCUCCACUCAUCUUAUAGCUAUUUGGAAGAGUAAGCUAGAUUUUGAAAGUGUCCAGUUGAAAGAUCCCACCCCUCCCUUUGGCCCUCUGUUCACAGCCACGCCUCCAAAACACAUUAAUGCACACUGCCUGACUCCUGCUAGAGGACGAGUCCAUGAGAGAGAGAGAGAGAGAGAGAGAGAGCGCGCACUGGGGAAAGGAAUGUAGCAUGUCAUGGUCAUAUCCAACUACCUUGUGUGUCAUUCACACGUAAGAAAACAGUGAACAUUAUUGUACUGAAUGUAAACAAUGAACUGAGCUGUUGUUCGUACUCAUAGCUGUCGACUAGCUUGCUAGCUUUAGCGACAUGUCUGCAGGAUGUCUGCCCCACCUUGUGGAAGACUCUGGUCGCGUGCAAUGAGUGCAGGGGCAGAGUGCACGCAGGUAGACAGGCAGGUAGGCCGUCCAGUCACUUGAUUUGGAAUGAGGGAAAUAAUUGGACAAGUGUUUUACAGCCCUGCGAAAGCCACAGGUGAUGGAUUUUUUUUCUUUUUAUUGUCAGAGCGUUUGAUUUAUUCAUUGCUGUGAGGAUGUCAAGAGAAUUUUAAGAAAUCUAACAGAAACAUUUCUAAGAAGAUUCCCCAUCUUGCACUGAAUAAUAAUAAUAUGAAUAUCAGCCUGCUUUAGUGAGCUGAGUGUUUUGAAAUGUCGCUGUGUAAAACCUGACUAACGCUGCAGGAACAGUUCAGCUGUGUGUAUAUUUAAAACAUUAGACAUCACUGCUCUUUCUCUUUUAUUUUGGCUUGACAUAAAAUAUACACCAUACGACAACAGAACCGAGACUUUAAAAUACAAAUGAAUGAAUAUUAAAUAAACACGUGACAGCGUGCCAUGACACACUUCCCUCACACAUCACACACAGCAAUAAAGCGCUGGAGUAAUGAAACAUGUCGGUGGCUGAUUUAGUAGUUUACAUAACCACAUAAAAACUAUAACUUUUGAGAUUCACAGAAAUAAUUUUCUUCUGUCUGUUUUUAAAUAGAUUCCUUUGUAAUAUAAUUUAGUUACCGUUACAGAGAAUAAUUCAUUAAUUCCAUGAUUAUUAUAAAAGUCAACAGAUUAUUUGAUUGUAAAAAUACGCAUUUGUGGCUCUCGUUUGUAACACGCUUUCAGUCAAUACACAUUUCACACUAAUCCGAGGAAGAGUUUGGAUCAGACACCUGAGACCUUCGUACACACGUCACAAGCCUUUAAAACCCUUUAAUACCAAAUAAACUACAGUAACUACACAGAGGAGUAAUAAAAGCUUCCAUGACUCAUAGUGCGAUUAAAUUAAAUUCUCAUGACUGAUAGAAUAGUACAGUACAAUUUUACACUCCAGUCCAACACUAACACUGAAACAUGUCACACUACUGCGGCCUUCACACCCGAGUCACUCUGAUAUAAUAAUAAUAAUAAUAUUCAGGUGUAUAGAGUGAGUAGUGCAGGACUGAACUGUUUCAGCAGCUUUAAUAUGAAUUCUUCAGGAGUUGGUUGCUGUAAGUGGAUUGUAACUGACUGAAAUAUGUAAAGUGGAUUUUAUGGUUUUAUUUUUUUAUUCUGUCUGGAAUAAUGUGAGAUAAAGGCAGUGAGAUAUGACAUUGUGCAGCAGUUACCUUCAGUCCUUUAGAGUUAUAUAAUUCAUUUAUUAUUGACUGCAUAAAGAAAUAAAAUUCAUCCUCUCCAUCCUCAGACAGCCUGUGUCUCUGUGACGUGGAGAGACGGCUGUGUUUUACACACACACACACACACACACACACACACA